AUGAUGAUCUUUCUUCUCUUCCUCUUCCCCUACAUCAUUUUCCACCUCUGCAAAAUCGUGUUCGGAAAAAGAACACAUUCCUGCUGCUACAUGCUUCAUUAUGAGUGCUACAAAGCCACUGAAGACAGGAAGCUCGACACCGAAACCUGCGCCAAGAUCGCGUUGAGGAACAAGAACCUUGGGCUGCAAGAAUACAGGUUCCUCCUCCAGACCAUAGCCAGCUCUGGCAUUGGCGAUGGAACUUACUGCCCAAGAAACAUCCUCGAAGGCAGGGAAGCAGCUCCAACGCUCUCCGACUCCCUCUCGGAAGUCGAUGAAAUCGCCUUCAGAACCCUCGACGCCCUCUUCGCCAAAACAAAUGUCUCCCCAGCCGACAUCGACAUCUUAGUGGUCAACGUGUCUAUGUUUUCCCCUGCACCUUCUUUGACUUCCAGGGUUGUCAACAGGUACAAGAUGAGGAAAAACAUCAAGACGUUCAACAUAUCUGGGAUGGGAUGCAGCGCGAGCAUCGUGGCAGUCGAUUUAGUCCAGCAACUGUUCAAGACACGCAACAAGGCUUUGGCCAUUGUUGCGAGCACAGAGUCGUUUGGAUCCAAUUGGUACUGUGGGAAGGAGAGGUCCAUGAUUCUGUCGAAUUGCCUGUUUCGAUCCGGUGGAUGUUCAAUGCUUUUCACAAACAAUGAGGCACUGAAGGGCAAAGCAGUGAUGAAACUGAACCAAAUGGUGAGAACCCAUUUGGGAGCAGAUGAUGAUGCGUACAAUUGCUGCAUUAAAAUGGAAGAUAAGCUUGGAUAUGGAGGUUUCCUCCUCACAAAGGGGCUCACUGAAGUUGCUGCUAGAGCCUUAACAUUGAACCUUAGGGUUCUGGUCCCCAAGAUACUCCCAGUGAAGGAUCUCCUGCUCUAUGUCCUUCACACUUACCGUCGAAAGAAGCCACAAGGCAGGGAUGCUCCAUCACCUGAAGCUUCAGGACAAGGGCUUAACCUGAAGGCAGGAAUUGAUCACUUCUGCAUACACCCUGGUGGGAGGGCAGUGAUUGAUGGGCCUGGGAAGAGAUUGGGACUGAACGACUACGAUCUCGAGCCAUCUCGAAUGGCAUUGCACCGAUUUGGGAACACCUCGGUUGGUGGUCUCUGGUACGCGUUGGGAUACAUGGAAGCCAAGAAGAGGCUGAAGAGAGGUGACAGGAUACUAAUGAUCAGUCUCGGUGCAGGUUUCAAGUGUAACAACUGCGUGUGGGAGGUGACUAGGGAUUUGGGAGAUGGGAAUGUUUGGGGCGAUUGCAUUGAUUCUUACCCUCUUCCUCCACUCAAGGUCAGCCCUUUCCUGGAGAAGUUUAGCUGGAUUAAUGAUGAGAUUCUCGACCAUGUGGAUAUGACUGCUGCACUACAAAAAUUUUGA
Messenger RNA from Linum tenue, 1401 nucleotides. The record is from the annotation of a GenBank genome assembly. NCBI's taxonomy places the organism in Eukaryota, Viridiplantae, Streptophyta, Magnoliopsida, Malpighiales, Linaceae.